GUCGGACGCGCUGGGGUCGUUCCGCUCCGCCGGAGGCUUCCGGUUUCUGUCGCCAGGGUGCGCAGUGAAAAGAAGAUGGCGGCCCCCGUCCUUCGCCGGACCGUCGGCAGAGAAAUGGUUUGGGCCUGUCGACGAAGCGUUUCCCGUUCCGCGGGUCCGUCCCGAUACUGCCUGGAGACGGUCAGGAGACACGACUACGAGAACUUCCUGUGCUGCUUGCUGUUGCCCCGGAAGGCGCGAGAGGCGGCCUUGGCAGUCAGGGCCUUCAACUCCGAACUGGCCCAGAUAAAAGAUGUCGUCUCCAAUCCGACUAUCGGAAUGAUGCGAAUUCAGUUUUGGAAAGACACUAUGGACAAAAUUUAUCAGGGUUAUCCACCUCAACAACCAAUUGCCUUAGAAUUAUUUAGGGUAAUUCAGUGCCAGAAACUAUCUAAGCAUUGGUUCUCUCGUCUAAUAGAAAGCAGAGAAAGAUCGUUGCACAAUACACAGUAUCAAGUGAUGUCUGAUGUUGAACAAUAUGCUGAAGAGUCGGUUUCUUCUAUUUUUUAUCUUCUACUUCAAGCAAAUGGAGUUAAUAGUUUAUCUUGUGAUCAUGCUGCAAGUCAUUUGGGAAAAUGUCAAGGCAUUUUAAACUUGAUUCGAAGUAUUCCUUAUAAUGCCUCAAAACGAAGAGUAGAUAUACCAAUUCAGGAAUUAAUAAAAUAUGACAUAUCUCAAGAAGACAUCAUCCGAGGAAGACAGAAUAAAAAUAUUACUGAUAUGAUAUAUGAAAUAGCUUCCGUUGCAAAUCAGCAUCUUCAAAUGACCAGAUCUUUGAAAAAUAAAAUCCCAAAAAAUACAACAUGUGUGUUUCUGCCUGCAAUCGUCUGCGACGAUUACCUUAAAAGACUGCAAAAAGAAGAUUUCAAUGUCUUUAGCCCAAAAUUAACCGUAAGAAACAAUAACUUGCCGUUAGUAUUAUGGUGGAAAAAAUUUCUGGGUAAAUAUUGAAUUUCUGCUGAAAUAAAAGUUUGUUCACAGAUUACUUGUAAAUACUUUAGAUAAUUUAAUAAAUUUGACA
Centruroides sculpturatus (bark scorpion) is the source of this 1060-nucleotide messenger RNA. RefSeq names its product NADH dehydrogenase (ubiquinone) complex I, assembly factor 6-like (gene sicily). The record is from RefSeq and is a predicted model, not a curated record. The transcript is spliced from 10 exons. Bases 76 to 990 code for a protein of 304 amino acids. Gene Ontology annotation, biological process: mitochondrial respiratory chain complex I assembly; biosynthetic process. Gene Ontology annotation, cellular component: mitochondrion. Lineage: Eukaryota; Metazoa; Arthropoda; Arachnida; Scorpiones; Buthidae.